Culicoides brevitarsis is the source of this 1645-nucleotide messenger RNA. RefSeq names its product fibroblast growth factor receptor-like 1. Bases 539 to 1606 code for a protein of 355 amino acids. The record is from RefSeq and is a predicted model, not a curated record. NCBI's taxonomy places the organism in Eukaryota, Metazoa, Arthropoda, Insecta, Diptera, Ceratopogonidae. The transcript has 3 exons.
UAAUAAAAUAAUAACAAACAAAGCAGAGAUUACGCUCCUUUACGCUCAGUUCGUGUGCGCGUCUCAACGGGAAAAGAUGUCGACUGACGCGAUAAGCCGCGCUACCAUUUAAAGCGCAUUAUAAGCUAUCAACUUUAAUUAAUAAAUACAUAAUCUUCGACGAUACGACGCUUAUCACCUGAAUUAAUACAAAUUUUUUUCGAUUAAAAACAGUCCGUUGUUGACUUUGCUGCGAAACGGAGGUAUUUGAACUUCGCGCCAAAACACGUCAAAACAAACAAUUAAUUCGAGAAUUAAUUAGAGAGUCAAUAUUUAUCCAAAUUUUCCAAAUAAACAAACAAUUAAAAAUUAAUUUGUGAUCAAAAAAUUUCAAAACAAUGAAAGAUCAAAGAACAUAACCUCAAAAAAAGCAAAAAUUGAGGUUAUCAUGCGCCAUUUUGUUUUUUUUUUGUUAAACAAAGAAAAAAUUAAUUCUUAAAGACUUAAUAAAUAAAAGUUCUGUGAUCAAAAGUCAUUUAAAAUAAAAAAAAAAUAAAGAAUGCUCAUCAGGUUGACGUCGUUUAUAGUUGUCGCCCAGGCGAUUAUUGUGAUAACAGCUAAUCGGAAGGCUGACAAUUCCCUAUCUCGGAUUCGGCGCGAUCGCCCCAAACAAAACGACACAGACAUUAGUCGCCUUAUUGAAAUGGAAAUCGGCUCCAAUAUUCAGAUGAAUUGUACUAUUAGUCCCGAUCACUUACCUUUUAACCAAAAUUCCUCCGUUGUGUGGUACUUCAAGCCAUGCACGAGCAUUUUCUGUGAUGAUAGUUAUAAUUAUUCCGAAGUUUCGAACGAAACGGAAUGGAUUCAGUUGAAUCACAGCACUCCGAUACUCAAAAUUUCCGAUUUGGAUGUCGAUCGGGACUCGGGGUUGUAUCGUUGCUCCGUUGAGCCAUACAAAGUGCGCGAAAAUGUGACACUCAACAUUCAGUUUGUCAUGAAUCAUCAUUUGGUUGUGAUUGACAGCAAACGAAGAAUUCCUCACAUUUUGGAUCGCACGCCGGCAAAUAUUUCCACGUACGAAGGUCAAACGGCGAUUUUCCAUUGUCGCGUACGCGGUGACGAAACCACGAGUAUCCGAUGGUACAAAAGGGGCAUGCCACACACGGGAGACUCGUUGGCAACUGCCCGAUCUAUCACAUAUUUGAACGUCAAGUACGACUUGAUCCGUGCCGGCGACCAGAAAAAACUCGCUGACGACUUGUACUUGAGCAAACUCAUGCUAACGGGCGUCUUGAUACGAGAUAGCGGCAUUUAUGGAUGUGCUGCCAUGAGUUAUGGCGGCUUCCAAAAGCAAGAAGCUUACCUAAAUGUCACGCGGGCUCCCGUGGGAAGCGAUUCCAUCAAAAUUACGAGUUCACAGGAAAUUCGAAGCUUUUUUUGGCUGUUUGCGAUCCCAAUUUGUCUGUUUAUUCUGCUUCCGUGCAUCAUUUGGAUGUGGUUUCAUACGUACAAGAAACAGUGCACGAUGGAAAAACGCUUGGAGCCCGAGGGAGGAUCCAGUCGAUGGAUUGCAAAACCAAAAAACGGAAAAAAUCCGUAUUUAAUCGUUAAUUUAGACGUCAUUUAAUAAAAAAAAAUAAUUUUUUUAUGAAUUUUUUAAAAUUAA